Messenger RNA from Raphanus sativus (radish), 579 nucleotides. RefSeq lists its product as uncharacterized. The transcript has a single exon. Lineage: Eukaryota; Viridiplantae; Streptophyta; Magnoliopsida; Brassicales; Brassicaceae. The record is from RefSeq and is a predicted model, not a curated record. Bases 1 to 579 code for a protein of 192 amino acids.
AUGGAGGGAAGACUGUCAACAAGAUACAAGACAGGAGAGAUGUAUGAUUACCUCAAAGGCGCUCUGUCUCAAGUUCCUUGGGCUAGAGUAAUCUGGUUUUCUUAUGGAGUCCCAAGGCAUAGCUUCCUCUCCUGGCUUGUCUUGCUCGAUCGAUGCCCUACACGAGAUAGGUUGAACAGAUGGGGAUUAAAUGUCGAUCCUUUAUGCUUACUUUGCAAUACUGUCGCAGAGACAAGAAACCACCUUUUCUUUGAGUGUAGCUUCAGCGCAUCUGUCUGGUCUACCAUCGCUCACCGUUGUCAACUUCAGGCGCUCACUUCAUGGGAAGACACCCUUUGUCAGCUUCAAGCUCUGCCAAGGAACCGUGACUCGUUGCGACUCACGCUGUUAGGGUUUCAGGCGACUGUCUACUGGCUCUGGAAUGAGCGCAACACUCGGCUUCAUCAACAACUCUUCAAAUCUCCGGAAACCAUCAUCUCGACGAUCGAUAAGCAGCUUAGGAACAAGCUCCAGAGUUUUCGACAUGCAAACCCAAGAGCUUCUUCGGCGAUGAUGCAACUCUGGUUUCUCCACUCCUGA